Molecule: messenger RNA, 963 nt
Organism: Acanthoscelides obtectus
Lineage: Eukaryota; Metazoa; Arthropoda; Insecta; Coleoptera; Chrysomelidae
Source: the annotation of a GenBank genome assembly
GUUGAACGAAGCGGUCUCGCUUACCGUCGCUGGAAGAGACAGAAACGGAGGGAAAAUAGAAGUAUUUAGUACAUCCAAUUCUUCAUGAUAGAAUGACCCAUAGUAUGUUUGAAACUUUGUAUCCAAAAUUAAGACAACAUGAGAAGAAAUUUUUUAACUACUUUCGUAUGUCCGUGAAAUCGUUUGAUGAUUUACUCUUAUUAAUUGGAGAAGAUUUAUUGCCACGUGCAAAUUAUGUUCCGCGCGAGGAUGUUGUUUCACCAGAACAGAAACUCGUGAUAACUUUAAGGUACUUAGCAACUGGCUGUUAUUUUGCUGACUUACAUUAUGCCUAUAGAUUAGGAAAAUCAACUGUAAUUGACAUCGUUCAAAAAACUGUGUAUGUUAUUUGGAAUAAAUGUUGGAGCAUGUGGGAAGAGCAAUGAUUCAACGAUUUUUAAAAACUCCACAUUCUUCAAAAAACUCACAGAAAAAUCUUUGAACAUUCCGGGACCAAAACCAGUCUCAGAAAUUCGUACAACACGUUUACCUCAUGUUAUAGUUGGAGAUGAGGCAUUUAGCUUAUCAGAACAUAUUUUGCGACCAUAUUGCGGCAAGAAUUUAACCAAAGAAAAACGAAUAUUUAAUUACCGCCUCUCUAGAGCAAGACGUUAUAUUGAGUGUUGUUUUGGAAUCCUGGUAAACAAAUGGAGAAUAUUUCACAAACCACUCAAUGUGCAUAUUGAAUUUGCAGAAAACAUAAUUAAAGCUUGUUGUGUUCUUCACAAUUACGUCAGGUUAAGAGAUGGAUACAGAUACGAAGACACAUUGUUCGAAACAGCUCUAGAUGGUCUGAGUACGACUACAAUUCGACCUGGUGUAAGGUCUCGAAACACGACGGAUAUAUUCGCUGAUUAUUUCAUGAAGGAAGGUCGACUGCCGUGGCAAGCAAAAAUGAUCUAAUUUUCUUUGUUUGUUACUAAU